AUGCGUAGCGAUGAGUCUAAAUCAAAGCAGAAACAGCUCAUCGCUACAGAUAGAGAUGAGCAUAAUAGCACCGAUAUCGAGUCGGCUAGAAGCGACUCUCCAUCAUUGUCAACCUUGUCUAGCGUACCUAAAGUCGUUUCUGCCGUCAAAAGGCCGGCCACCGCACAACCAAGCGGCUCAUCUGUCCGUCGUUUCCACCUCGAAGCACCAAGCAAUACUGAGGACCCAGCCGAUACCUUGGACGUACUUCACCGAAUUCAUGGAGGUGUUCAAAAGAAGAGAUUGAGGAGAAGUUCCAGCUAUCGGCCUGUUGUUGUGGAGAAUAUUGCAGUUUCGAACAAAACGGCCCUUGACAAGUCAUCGAUCUCGGCUAAGGGAAGGCGCGUGGAUGUCCAAGGGGGCCCUGGUGAGACUGAGAUAUCUAAUGCCACUAUAGAAAAGCGUCAUAUGCUUUCCGGAAACCGUGAAGAUUCGUCCAAAUUAUCCCGGUCCCAUCAGCUGGACAAAGAGACCAGAAAGGGAGAAUCAGUACUUGAAGAUCCUAGUACAUGGGACCUUGACUCUGAUAAUCUUGCCAACGAAUUGGCACGCAUUGCGUUGGAAAUGACGAAUAGUGCUGAGCCGCCCGAAGAGGCUCGCUCAGUCACAAAAGCGACUACAUCUCGUACGACCCCGCAAAAACGGCCUUUGAAGUAUAAACCACGAUUGCCCAAAACACCUCGUACUGGACACCAAAGUAACGGGCAAGGUGAAGCCUCUAUAUCAGCUACCAGCAAGACAGAUGGAGCAAUUAAAAACAGCAUGGACCUAAACAAUAAGGAUAUUGGUACUAAUAGUCAACUUGACUGUCGCCAUAUCUCUGAUACCCCCGAGAAUCAGAUAACGUCUGCGCAAGAUGAGGACUCUGAUUCUGGCUAUGUUUUCGACGAGUUUAUCAGGCGACCUGUGCAUGAUGUUGUUGCCGACCCAAGUGUUUCCUAUUUUCAAGACGGAAAAUGGGUUGAAGGAUGCGAAUUUCCGAAAGAUGUGGGCGUCGUGGUCAUCACACAAGGUGACUCGCACUUCUGGGAUGCUAUCGCGGAAGAUGACGACGAGAAGGACUGGGAUACAGAGGAUGAGGAUUCGAAUGCUGAGGACAAUCCUGCGAACGAGUAUCCAGAUGAGGAUCUUGACUUUGACGAUGAAUACUGUGAUAACAACGCGAUUUAUCGGCGUUUCCGUGUAAAUGCAUCUGACGAUGAGGAGUAUGACACUCUAGAUUACGAUACAUACAGCUAUCGUACCUACCCCUGCAAUAUGCUUAGUGAUAGUGACUCGGACCCUUGA
Messenger RNA from Trichophyton rubrum CBS 118892, 1326 nucleotides. RefSeq lists its product as uncharacterized. The coding region runs from base 1 to 1326 and encodes 441 amino acids. Gene Ontology annotation, biological process: protein import into nucleus. The record is from RefSeq and is a predicted model, not a curated record. Gene Ontology annotation, cellular component: cytoplasm. NCBI's taxonomy places the organism in Eukaryota, Fungi, Ascomycota, Eurotiomycetes, Onygenales, Arthrodermataceae. The transcript is spliced from 2 exons.